AUGCGACGAAUCCCAUCUCCCUUGAGUUAUCUGUUCCUACACUUCUUUGCAUUCUGCUACUAUGCUCAGGUAACCAAUCAGUCCCCGCCUAAUUUCACGCAGCAUGUAAGCGACCAGAGUAAAGUGACGGACCGGGUGAGCCGCAGGUUAAUUCGGACCUACCAACUUUAUAGCCGAACCAGUGGGAAGCACGUGCAAGUUCUCCCCAAUAAGAAGAUCAACGCCAUGGCGGAUGAUGGAGAUGUUCAUGCCAAGCUUGUCGUGGAGACGGACACAUUUGGAAGUCGCGUGCGGAUCAAGGGAGCCGAGACUGGAUUCUAUAUCUGCAUGAACAAGAGGGGGAAGCUGAUUGGAAAGAAAAAUGGGCAAGGCCGUGAUUGCAUCUUCACAGAGAUCGUACUGGAGAACAACUACACGGCGCUGAGGAACGCUCGCUACGAGAAUUGGUACAUGGCCUUUACCCGACGCGGUCGCCCACGAAAAGGCUCACGGACGCGCCAGCACCAACGCGAGGUUCACUUUAUGAAGAGACUUCCUCGCGGACAUCAACCCAUCCACCAGGCCCACCAACGGCCGUUCGACUUCAUCCAGUACCCUUUCAGUAAGAGGACUAAACGCACACACCACUCAGCUGAGCGCUGAGGGGGAAGACAGAAGGAGAGAGAAACACUGACUGACAAAGCAGGCGCAAUCUCUU
Hypomesus transpacificus is the source of this 697-nucleotide messenger RNA. It is a transcript of the gene fgf8a, whose product is annotated as fibroblast growth factor 8a. Gene Ontology annotation, molecular function: growth factor activity; type 2 fibroblast growth factor receptor binding; type 1 fibroblast growth factor receptor binding. The transcript is spliced from 5 exons. The record is from RefSeq and is a predicted model, not a curated record. Gene Ontology annotation, cellular component: cytoplasm. Gene Ontology annotation, biological process: fibroblast growth factor receptor signaling pathway; heart morphogenesis; positive regulation of cell population proliferation. NCBI's taxonomy places the organism in Eukaryota, Metazoa, Chordata, Actinopteri, Osmeriformes, Osmeridae. The coding region runs from base 1 to 642 and encodes 213 amino acids.